GGAUCUGAUGAACCUGAACCUGCAUCUUCCCAUUCGGGUUGCUUCCAUUUGCUUGGGAUGAGCCGGUCUCCUACCCUAUUUCUUUGUGUUCCCCUUUUGCAUGAUUAAAAACACAUCUAUAUGCAUAAGCCAGGGCCUAGCUGUGGCACGCCUGGUUUUGGGUUACAGCCUUGUCGGGCGUGAGGUGCGGGCCGCAGCACGCGGUGUGCGCGUCCGGACUGGUCCGUUCUGGUUAAGUGGAGACGGCACUCGUAUGAGGCCUCUGCACUGCAGAUAACCGGAAUGGGCUGCCAGGCAAGUUGGCGCUGCCCCGACGCCAAAAGGUCCUCUUCUCCGAUCCGGGACCCGCCUCUGGCUCUCUGGCCUGCCGCGCCAGGCGCAAAAAGGAGCGGGCGCUGGGGAGGAGCAGGGCGAAGUGUAGGGGAGUGGGAGCGCAGGCUGAGCCGAGGGCCCGAGGCUGCCAGGCUUACCCUGGAAGCGGGGCUCGGGCCGCACCCCCGACCACUCGCCGGGCUCUGCGCUCCGAGCGCCCUCGGACGCUCUCGGCCGCGGGGACCAGCGCUCCCCUCCCGGCGGAGGACGCGGGCGCUCCGGCCUCUCCCCGGUCUCCGCAUCGCCCUUCCCAGCCAGGUGUCCGGAGGCCCAGUGGCCGUGCAGGUGGACCUGAGGUGGCCCGGGGCGAUCCGGCCGCGGGGACCCACGCGUCCGGCCACGUGGGCGGCGACCGAGGAGAGGCUGAGCUGGGGACACCCCAGAAAAGGAAGAAACACUCCCGACCUGAAAUGCAGAGGCCAGGAGUUUGUGGGAAAGAUAAAGACGCGUGGCGACGGACCCCUGCAAAGCGAGCUGCCCCCACCCCCUUUGUCCUCCAAAAAGAGCACGUUGUUCCCGAGUCAGCGGCUCUGGCCCUUAGGAGGAGGCGUCCUGUCCCCUCAGGAUGGGGUCGCCCCCACUGAGCUUUCUGACUCCCCUGCGCCUGGUCUGGACCACAGGGCUGAGCGGAACUCUGCCGGCUGCAGCGAGCCGGAGCUGCCCCGCCCCGCCCCGCCCCGCCUCCCCACCUUGGCCAGGCGGGCUUCACCUCUACCUCCCCUGCCCACAACUGCGUGGUCUGAUAAACGAAGCUGUGCAAAGGGUGAUCUUUCCCCAUUCUUUGGGAGCCUUCUUGAAAACUGAAGACAACGUAAGAAACUGGUUAUUUUGGAUGUACUUUACUAUUGCAAGAGGGAACCUGGGAGAUUAAGACCCUGAAUCUGGGAAAAUCUUAAAAGGCUCCCCCGUCCCAAUUUCACUUUAAGAGACAUUUUGCCGUAAAGUUUCAGUGCAGCUCACCUCCAGCCAAAGGGGCAACUGGUUCCAUCACCUUACUUUGCCUCUCCUAGAAAGAUUUCCAAAGAAAGCUCCAAGGAGAAGACACGAUCCUGUUGAGGAAGGAAGUCUUAAAUCCCCUCUGCUGAAAGCUGCUCUGGGGUAAAUGGGGUGAUCUGUGUGUUCUCUGCUUUGUACUCAAGGACAGAUCUCUCAACUGGUUUCCAGGAUUCAAGUCUGUACCUUCAGGGUAGCAUUGCUCAGCCUAAAAGUUCUGUUCCCUGUACUAUGUUUGCUAGCUUGUCAACUUAAAUCUCUGCCUGCAACUCUGAAAAUUAUCUUUUCAUGCUCUGCAAAGGACCAGCUAUGUUUGGACAAGUUCUCUUUUGGGCUAAAGUCCUUAAUAUUUUUUGUCCUCAUGAAGCAGCUCUGCAUAAUGUUGUAACUAUGGCAAAAGUGGUGCCCCGAGGCCACACUCAAAGCCACUGAAGACCUUGGUUCAAGCUCCACCAGUCCUAAAACUUCUUCUGACCGGCUUUGAAAAAGCCUGUUUUCUGCUUUGCAGUUCUUGCUGAUGUCUAGCACUUUCACAAACAGUCCUACCUAAAGGACAGUCCCAGGUGUGUGUGUGGGGGGGCGGGGGGGUUAGACACUAAACACCUUCCUGAGAACUUGUGGGCUUCUGCUUCAAGCAGGGAAGAGCUGACUUCCCUUUUCCUUUUUAGGGUCAAGUGAGGGGCAGAGUAACUAAACCAAGGGCAUGUCGCUAGGUACAUUUUGCAGAUAUUUUAUCUGUUUAAAUGGCCCAGAACUAGAAAAUUCUGUUCAAUCCCUAAGAAGUUAAAGAAAAUACACUUUUAUUGUGUUAUCUUAUUUGGUAAAAGCACCAGAUGUUUCUAUAGCCUGGCUGUGCUUCCAGUUUAGAUUAUGACCUUGAGCGAGUCAUUUGCUCUGUUUCUUUACUGUGAAAGUAUUUCAGUUACUCAAGACCCAAGCUUCCUGCACAUAUAAAAGUCUGUGAGAAUAGCAGAG
Messenger RNA from Chinchilla lanigera (long-tailed chinchilla), 2340 nucleotides. RefSeq lists its product as uncharacterized. The coding region runs from base 283 to 1176 and encodes 297 amino acids. The transcript is spliced from 5 exons. The record is from RefSeq and is a predicted model, not a curated record. NCBI's taxonomy places the organism in Eukaryota, Metazoa, Chordata, Mammalia, Rodentia, Chinchillidae.